Messenger RNA from Echinostoma caproni, 414 nucleotides. NCBI's taxonomy places the organism in Eukaryota, Metazoa, Platyhelminthes, Trematoda, Plagiorchiida, Echinostomatidae. The record is from the annotation of a GenBank genome assembly.
AUGAGUCCAAGAAACUUUAGCGUGGCCGAUUUUCAAUGCAGUGUAUGCUAUCGAUGGUUCCAUUUGGACUGUAUUGCUUUCAAUAUAGGAAAAUCAUUACCUUUUUUAACUGCGUAUCAUUUCAUGUGCAAAAAGUGUAAUCCGAACGGGGAGGAAGUGUUCUCUAGGAAACAAGCCAAUUUCGCUGUGAUGUGUCAAACGGCAUUGGCGAAUUUGAUGUGGAGAAACAAUGGCCGAUUGUAUUUUUCUAAAGAAAAGGAAUUAAUACCUUUCUUAGAGGAGUUUUGGGAAGAGUUAACAACUCAACCACGUAAAGGAAACAACUCAUGGCAUCCAAAUAUCCACAAAACUUUGGUAAGUUGUGUGAAUGAAUAUAUCGUCGUUUUUAGACUAGUAGCGAUGCUUUCAAAGUAG